Messenger RNA from Megalops cyprinoides (Indo-Pacific tarpon), 1261 nucleotides. It is a transcript of the gene leng1, whose product is annotated as leukocyte receptor cluster (LRC) member 1. The record is from RefSeq and is a predicted model, not a curated record. NCBI's taxonomy places the organism in Eukaryota, Metazoa, Chordata, Actinopteri, Elopiformes, Megalopidae. The coding region runs from base 135 to 947 and encodes 270 amino acids. The transcript is spliced from 4 exons.
ACUGUAGUCGAUCGGGGUUGCUAGUGUAGUUUCUCUGUUGGGUAACGUUAGAUACUGUACUCCACAGUGCAGGGUGGUUGAUUAUUCAUAGUCGCACAGAAGUUUUUUCCAUCGUUGAAUACUUUGCAAAAACAAUGAAUAUUUUGCCAAAGAAGAGCUGGCAUGUUCGCAACAAGGACAAUAUUGCCCGUGUGCGCCGGGACGAAGCUCAGGCAGCAGAGGAGGAACGGGAGGUUCAGCGGCGAGUGGAACUCGCGGAGCAGGAGGCACGAACAGCGUAUUUGAGACAGAAGGCACGAGCCACCCUCGACCAAGGAGAAACAUCGGAGUUAGACAGACGAGAAGAGCAGGCGAUAGGAGAGAGACACCUGAAUCUGUUUUCUUUGGAGGAUGGAGGACAGAAGAAAGGGAACGAGGAGUAUCUCAGAGAGAAAAAAGAAGAGAAGGAGCGACAGGAACGUGCCAUUGGUCUGCUGGUGUCUCUAGGACCUGCUCCUGGAACUGAGGCCACUCCUUGGUAUCUUAAGGACACGGGAAGUAAAACCGAAAAAGAAGAUGAGAGGGACAAAGCGAAAAAGGAAAAGGUUAGUAUCGACGACAAGGAGAAGAAAGACAGGAGACUUAAGGACAGUCUGGAUCCAUUGAGAGAGAUGAAGAAAGCAUUAGCGGUGAAGGACCGAGAGAAGAGUAAGAAGAAGGAAAGGAGAGACAAAAUGGAGAAGAAAAGUGGGGAAAGCUCAAUGGAAAGGCUGCGUGCAGAACGACUGCAAAGAGAAGCUGAGGAGAGGAGGAGAGCCCAGGCCUUGUUGGAGCAAAGGAGUGGGAGCGGGAAAGAGAAGGCCCAGCAGAGAGAAGUGGAUGACAGAGACAGACCUUACAACAGCGCCUAUUUCCCAGAACUGGCACGCAAAAGACAACGGAGAGAGUGGGAUCAGUAUGGCAUAUAAAUGAGAUCAAGCUGCUACUACUACUGGACGGUCAAUGUAAAACCCUCUCUGAGAAGAGGGAAAAUUUGGGGAAGUUUCUGUGAUUAAAAUUUGGACAAAGGAAAAGGUUGAAACUUCAAGUGUUUUUUUUUUUUUUCCUUAGGUGUUAUUUUUGAUGAUUUAAUUUCAGAGAAUGUUUGUUUAGAGACUAGGGGCAUGUAUUUAACAUUUUUUACUGAACCUUGCAAAACCUUAAGGCAAGUUGUAAGUUAUAUGUCAAUUUUAAUGGUAGUUGUGGAUGCUUGUCUGUAAAUAUGCAAAUUAAUAACAUUGUU